UGGACUCAAACUACACCCGGACGGACGGACUUUCAGAAUGGACCCAUCCCGGAAGUGAGCCGGAAAAAUCCAACCGGACGCUGUUUUCUCACGCAGAGGCAUGCUGGAGGCUGGUGGUUGACGUGGGAACCGGGCGCCCUCGAGUCGCAUCUCGGGGCAGCCGGGCAGCUCUUUUGCAGUUGAGGAAAGCUGAGCAGUUCCCCCGCGGCGCAGAGUCCAGUGCGCAGGCGUGUGGGCGGGGACCGGGGGCUUAAAGGGACUGCGGUGCGGAAUCGGAGGAGCUGGGGUAGCCAAGAGCGAGGCUCUCGGGCGGGAAUGGGUACUAGGUGCCCCGUGGACCAGGCCCCAUUGGCACUGAGUUUGGAUCUUCUCUGCGGACGUGCCCAAGAGCUGCUGCAGGUUAAACGCGUCUCUUCCGGUCUCUAGCCUGCUUUGCUAUGGCUCACGUUGGCUCUCGCAAGCGCUCGCGGAGCCGCAGUCGGUCCCGGGGUCGGCGGGGCUCAGAGAAGCGAAGUAAGAGGAGUAAUAAGGAGGCCUCGAGGAACUGCUCGGCCUCCAAAUCCCAAGGUCACAAGGCCAGCAGCACCUCCGGUGCUGAGGAGAGAAGCAAGCACAAGGCCCGGAGGACAGCGAGAUCCAGCUCUUCCUCCUCCUCUUCCAGUUCUUCCAGCUCUGCAUCAUCCUCAUCCUCCAGUGAUGGCCGGAAGAAGCGGGGGAAGCCCAAGGACAGGAAGAGGAAGAAGAAGAAGAAACGGAAGAAGAAGCUGAAGAGGAAGGACAGGGAGAAGGCAGUGGCGGUGCACCCGGCGGAAGCUCUGCCCGGCCCCUCACUGGAUCAGUGGCACAGAUCAGCUGGGGAGGACAACGAUGGCCCAGUCCUGACUGAUGAGCAGAAGUCUCGUAUCCAGGCCAUGAAGCCCAUGACAAAGGAGGAGUGGGAUGCUCGGCAGAGUGUCAUUCGCAAGGUGGUGGACCCAGAGACAGGACGCACAAGGCUUAUCAAGGGAGAUGGUGAGGUUUUAGAGGAAAUCGUAACCAAAGAACGACACAGAGAGAUCAACAAGCAAGCCACCCGAGGGGACGGCCUAGCCUUCCAGAUGCGAGCAGGCCUGCUUCCCUGAGGGCCCUGGUCUCCCAGGUCUGUGAACUGCUGUUGGUGGCUUGGAGACAGAUGGGUCCAGUUGCCUUUUCUUCUGUGGGUGGCCUCUGGCCCAGGCCAGUGUCCUCUUGGGUGCAGUGGGUGGCCUCCUAAGCACCAGACUGGGAGAGUGUAGUGUUGAUAUUAAAUGAUCUUGGUCAGAG
Onychomys torridus (southern grasshopper mouse) is the source of this 1302-nucleotide messenger RNA. RefSeq names its product ADP ribosylation factor like GTPase 6 interacting protein 4 (gene Arl6ip4). The record is from RefSeq and is a predicted model, not a curated record. The transcript has 5 exons. The coding region runs from base 438 to 1121 and encodes 227 amino acids. NCBI's taxonomy places the organism in Eukaryota, Metazoa, Chordata, Mammalia, Rodentia, Cricetidae.